AUGCAAGAAACAUUUGCAGAAGUGGAUUGGACUUUUGAGAGAAUGGUCGUCUUAGAUUGUGAACAUGUAUAUACAGCAGAAAGUCUUGAUCAUCUGAUGGACAUGAAGGAAUAUUACGAAAUGGAUAAAAACGACAAUUGGGUCCGAAUCAAACCAAUUACAUCACAACCAAGUGAAUCUAAAAAAUGUCCACAAUGCCGUGCUCCCAUUAAGAAUAUUUACCGUUAUAGAAGAUCAACGAAUAAACAUGUUUUGGAUGUACAAAACAAAAAAUUUUUGAUGAAAUAUGAUAACUAUUUGAAGAAAUUAAACAAAGAUAUAACAACUGCUACAAGGAAACUAGAAAAUAAUCGAAAGAAAUUUUUAGAAGAAAUUCAAAAGCCGUUGAAAAUUCAAGGAAAAAAAGAGACGAGAAUUGCAGAAAUUGCAGAUUCAACAUUAGAAGUUACAUCAACAGAGCAAUAUACAUUGCUUGAAAAAUAUUAUUCUAUUCCAAUGAUACAUGAAAUAGAAUGGACGCGACAUAUAUCAGCACUUCUUACAAUAUAUAGAAAGUUGACACUAUUAAUGUUUGAAACAAAAUCUCCACCAUAUAAACUUGCGUAUGAGGCUGCUGUGUCUCUUUUGUAUGCGUCAAAAACCCAAACAGAUAUAUGUGAUCUCGGAAAAAAUUUUGAAUCAUUGGACAUUUUAGAUUAUGACUCACCUGCUCGACAACAACUAAAACUUAAAGAAACUUUGGCAGAAGUUGGAUUAAUUACUCCAAAAAUAGAUGUCCGCAUGUAUCUUGACGCGUUUUUUGAAAUUAUUAAUAUUCAAAAAGUCAUUUUUUAUGAAGUUUCCCAGGUUAUUACUGAGUUGUCAAAAAUAAGAGGAACGAACGAUAACCUUGUUUCUUAUGACAAAAAUUGGAUUGAAUUUGGUGAAAUUAUAAUUGAAGCAAUUAAAAAACACCUUGAUAUUAUAAUUACAACAGCCCAACAAAAUAAUUAUCGUCGUCAUGUUGUGUUGUCAUCGCUGGAGUUGGCGGAAAUUGAUUGUAAAGCAGAAUGGUUUAAGCUCAAAUAUCCUCCUAAUGGGACAAUAAAUCCUAUUAUUCAGAAGUCAGUCAAACAUAGAUGUGCGGAAAUUGAAAAUAUGUGCCAAGACAUUUGUAAUAUGCUUUCCACAAUGAACGUUGAAUAUUUUGAAAAGCAAUGUAAGUCAAGAAUUGAAGAAAUUCACCGAGAACUUGUUGACAUUCGGACUGCGGCUAUGAGGGACAUACCCUUAACACGUGAAGAAAGGCUGCAAAUAUUUAAAGUAAUGAACAGUGAAUUUCAAGGAUCAGGA
Molecule: messenger RNA, 1332 nt
Organism: Racocetra fulgida
Lineage: Eukaryota; Fungi; Glomeromycota; Glomeromycetes; Diversisporales; Gigasporaceae
Source: the annotation of a GenBank genome assembly